Dromiciops gliroides (monito del monte) is the source of this 5930-nucleotide messenger RNA. It is a transcript of the gene SCN11A, whose product is annotated as sodium voltage-gated channel alpha subunit 11. The record is from RefSeq and is a predicted model, not a curated record. The transcript is spliced from 27 exons. NCBI's taxonomy places the organism in Eukaryota, Metazoa, Chordata, Mammalia, Microbiotheria, Microbiotheriidae. Gene Ontology annotation, molecular function: voltage-gated sodium channel activity. The coding region runs from base 1 to 5517 and encodes 1838 amino acids. Gene Ontology annotation, biological process: sodium ion transmembrane transport; membrane depolarization during action potential; neuronal action potential. Gene Ontology annotation, cellular component: axon; plasma membrane; voltage-gated sodium channel complex.
AUGGCCUGCCCGGUGAUCUUCCCGGAUGCUCGAAACUUCCAACUCUUCACUCCCGAUUCCCUGGCUAUGAUUGAGAAACUGAUCGCUGCAGAGAAACUGAAGAAGGCCAAAGACCCAUCAGUUUUAGAAGCCUCUCCUCGGCCUCAGCUUGACUUGAAAGUAUCCAGGAAGUUGCCCAAGAUCUAUGGGGAUGUUCCUCCUGAGGUUGUGGGGAAGCCGCUGGAAGACCUUGACCCUUUCUAUGUGAACCACAAGACAUUCAUGGUGUUGAACAAAAAGAGGACAAUCUACCGCUUCAGUGCCAAGCCAGCUUUAUUCAUUCUCGGGCCUUUUAAUCCAAUCAGGAAGCUGGUCAUUGGCAUCUCUGUCCAUUCGUUAUUCAGCAUGUUCAUCAUAUGCACUGUGGUCGUCAACUGUGUGUUCAUGGCCCUCAUAAAAGAUGUCAACAUUAAUAAAUAUGCUGAGUAUGUUUUUACCGCCAUCUACAUUUUUGAAGCAUUGAUUAAAAUAUUAGCAAGAGGACUUUUUCUGGAUGAGUUCACUUACCUAAGAGAUCCAUGGAACUGGCUGGAUUCUGUUGUCAUCACCUUGGCAUUUCUAUCGUAUUCGGGACUAACACUAGACAGUGUGUCAGCUCUAAAAACAUUUCGAGUCCUCAGAGCUUUAAAAGCCAUCUCAGUCAUUUCAGGUUUGAAGGUCAUUGUUGGGGCCCUGCUGCGCUCGGUGAAGAAACUAGUGGAUGUGAUGAUUCUGACCAUCUUUUGUCUGAGCAUUUUUGCCUUGGUGGCUCAGCAGCUCUUCAUGGGAAGUCUAAGGUACAGGUGUAUCAGGAAGUCCUGUCUGAAGAAUGAGUCUUCAAAUCUUGAAAACUGUGAAGUUCUCAGUGAUGAACCUGAUUUUCUAGAAGCCUGCACUGAAAGUAAAAGCGAAGGCUCAUCUGAAGUGAGAUUAUGUGGCAGCUGGAUGGGUAAUAGUUCCUGUUGCCCUGAGUUUACAUGCUGUAAAACUAGGAUCAGUCCUGAUUAUGGUUUUACGAACUUCGACCAUUUCGGUUGGGCCUUUCUCAGCAUGUUCCGUGUGAUGACUCAGGAUUCCUGGGAACGCCUUUAUCAGCAGACCCUUCGAGUUGCUGGGCCAUUUGCGGUGGUCUUUUUUGUUGUCAUCAUCUUCUUGGGCUCUUUCUACCUGAUUAACCUGACCUUGGCUGUCGUCACCAUGUCAUAUGAGGAGCAGAAUAAAAAUGUGGCAGCUGAGACUGAAGCAAAAGAGAAAAUGUUCAGAGAAGCUCUGGACCUGCUAAAGCAGGAAGAGGAGACUCUAGUUGCUAUGGGAAUUGAUAGGAGUUCACUCAAUUCUCUUGAAACAUCAUCCAUUUCUUGCCAAAAGAGAAGCCUGUUUAGCAACAAAAGGAAAUCCCUCCUUGUGGGAAAUUCUGGACAUGAUCAGGCUCCAGUCUCUGAUCCUGAGGAAGGAAUCCAAAGAAAGCAGCAGAUAUUGAACCAAACCAAGCGCCUGUCACAGAACCUGUCCGUGGAUUACUGGGAUGAGCACAGUGACACCUUUCAGAGGCAACGAGCCCUGAGUGCCGUCAGCAUCGUCACUAUCACCAUGCAGGAGUAUGAAAAGUCACAGAAGAAGUGCCUUCCCUGCCAGAAUAACUUUGCCUCCAAGUAUUGCAUUUGGGAGUGUUGUCCCAUGUGGCUCCACAUUAAAAAGACUGUGGAGCUGAUCAUCAUGGAUCCCUUUGCUGACCUGGCUAUCACCAUAUGCAUCAUCAUUAACACUAUAUUCAUGGCAAUGGAGCACUAUAAAAAGGAGAAAGACUUUGACAAAAUGCUCAAUAUAGGAAACUAUGUUUUUACUGGAAUUUUUGUAGCAGAAAUGUUCUUUAAAAUCAUUGCCUUGGAUCCAUACUAUUAUUUUCUCCGACCCUGGAACAUUUUUGACAGUGUCAUUGUUGUUCUGAGUCUUGUGGAAAUAAUCAUUAUAAAUCUCUCUGAAGCCAGUUUGUCACUAUUACGUUCCUUAAGACUGCUGAGAAUUUUCAAGUUAGCCAAAUCCUGGCCAACAUUGAAUACUCUUAUUAAGAUUAUCGGCCACUCGGUCGGUGCCCUGGGUAACCUCACUCUGGUUCUGGCCAUCAUCAUCUUCAUCUUCUCAGUUGUCGGCAUGCAGCUUUUUGGGACUUCCUUCAAUGCGACCUUUUCCUGUCUUAACUCCACGCGGCCGCAGCCGAGGCGUUGGCAUAUGGGAGAUUUCUUCCAUUCCUUCCUGGUCGUGUUCCGUAUUCUCUGUGGCGAAUGGAUUGACAAUAUGUGGGAAUGUAUGUGUAAGUCUCCCUGGGUGCUGUGCAUUCUGAUCUUCUUGCUGAUCUUGGUGAUAGGAAACUUGGUGGUACUCAAUCUUUUUAUUGCUCUGCUCCUCAACUCCUUCAGCAAGGAGGAAAAAGAAGGGAACGGGACUGGAGAUGUGAGGAAGACAAAGCUGCAACUUGCUUUUGAUCGAUUCUGUCGGGCAUUUCAUUUUGUGAAACAUGCCGUUUGGCAUUUUUGUAGCAGUCCUUUCAGGAAGCAAAGGUCGAGAAAGUUGAAGGCUGUGUCCAAAAAACACAAGUCUCAGAAUAAAGACAUUAUUCCACUGGAGUCGGGAAUAAACCGAGAGCAAGCAAACCACGAAAAAUUUUGCCCUCAGAACAAGAACAGUUACUCUGGAUUCACAGGCCUGGGCUGUACACAGGAUAAUUUGAAUUCCAGGCAUCCUUCCUUUAUUAGAGCCCCACUUGCUGAAGAAGAUGAAGAUACUGAAUCUUUAGAUGAAGAUGAGCCCCAAGACGUUAUGGAAACAGAGUUUUAUAAACAGGAGGAAAAGGAGUGUUUGAGCCCAGGAGCCAUGAGUGGAGAAGUCGAUGUCUUUUCUGAAGAUGGCACUGAAUGGGCAGCACAGAAAUUGAAAGAGAAGUUUGAUGGCACCAGCUACCUCUCUGACUGUAGCACCAUUGAUCUGAAUAAUCUCAUUUUCUUGGUUCCUGAAAUGGUUCCUGAAAAGGGCCCUGAGAGAUGUUUGCCCAAAGGCUGUAAGAAAUUCUUUCCCUGCUUUGCACUGGAUGUAAGAAAGUCUCCUGGAAUCCACUGGCUGCAUCUGAGGCUAACCUGCUACAGAAUUGUCAGGCAUAACUGGUUUGAGAGUUUCAUUAUCUUCAUGAUUCUUCUGAGCAGUGGAGCUCUGAUAUUUGAAGAUUGUUACCUUUCAUCAAAACCCACUAUUAAGGAAUUGCUGAAAUUUACUGAUAAGAUUUUUACCUAUAUUUUCAUCCUGGAGAUGUUAUUAAAAUGGGUGGCAUUUGGAUUUAAGAAGUAUUUCACAAAUGCAUGGUGUUUUCUUGACUUCAUCAUUGUAAAUGUCUCUAUUGUAAGUCUUAUUGCUGAUAAUUCAAAGUCAACCAUGUCUUUUAAUGUUAAAUCCCUUCGGACGCUGAGAGCUCUGAGGCCCUUGCGAGCACUGUCCCAGUUUGAAGGAAUGAGGGUUGUUGUCAAUGCCCUUGUCGGGGCCAUCCCUGCCAUCUUAAAUGUUCUGCUCGUCUGUCUCAUCUUCUGGCUCAUCUUCUGUAUGCUAGGGGUGAACCUAUUUGCUGGGAAAUUUGGAAAGUGCAUCAACCAAACCAAAAAAGAUGACAUUAUAGAUGUCAAUCUCAUUAACAACAUGUCAGUGUGCAAUAGUAAUAUCUACCCUAACGUAUGCUGGACUAACACUAAAGUCAACUUUGAUAAUGUGGGAAUUGGUUACUUGGCUCUUCUACAGGUGGCAACUUUUAAAGGUUGGAUGGAAAUUAUGUAUGCAGCUGUAGAUUCAAGAGGGGUAGAGGAGCAGCCCUCCUUUGAGGCAAAUGUAGCCGCAUAUCUCUACUUUGUCGUUUUUAUAAUUUUUGGCUCAUUCUUCACACUGAAUCUUUUCAUCGGUGUUAUCAUUGACAACUUUAACCAACAGCAAAAAAAGAUAAGUGGCCAAGUUAUCUUCUUGACAGAGGAGCAGAAAAAAUAUUAUAAUGCAAUGAAAAAACUGGGAUCAAAGAAGCCUCAAAAACCUAUUCCAAGGCCUUUGAACAAGUGCCAAGCUUUUGUGUUUGAUAUAGUCACCAACCAGGCCUUUGACGUGUUCAUCAUAACCCUCAUUUGCCUUAAUAUGAUCACCAUGAUGGCAGAGACAGACUCUCCUGAUGGAGCCGACAAACAAAAGGAACAUCUUCUGGAAACCCUCAACUCUGUCUUUGUGGUCAUCUUUACAGUCGAGUGUCUCUUGAAAAUCUUUGCUCUGAGGCAAUUCUAUUUUGCCAAUGGUUGGAACUUAUUUGAUUGUGUGGUCAUGGUGCUCUCCGUUGUUAGCCUUAUGGUUUCUCUACUGGAAUCGAGUAAGGCAAUUCCAUUUCCUCCCGUGCUCUUCAGAGUCAUCCGCUUGGCUCGAAUUGGCCGAAUACUGAGACUUGUUCGAGCAGCAAAAGGAAUCAGGACUCUUCUUUUUGCAUUGAUGAUGUCACUUCCUUCUCUGUUCAACAUUGGGCUUCUGCUCUUUUUUGUCAUGUUUAUCUAUGCCAUUAUUGGUAUGACCAAUUUUUCCCAGGUAAAAUUUGAGGCAGGGAUUGAUGACAUAUUCAACUUUCGAACCUUUGCCAGCAGCAUGCUCUGUCUCUUCCAAAUCACGACAUCAGCAGGCUGGGAUGCCCUCUUAAGUCCUAUGUUGAGUUCAAGAUUUUCAUCAUGUGACUCAGAGAACUCUUGUUAUUCUGAAAAUGUACCUUGUAAUUCCGAGAGUUCAUCAUGUAACUCCGAAGGUUCAUCUUGUAACUCAGAAAGUUCAUCUUGUCCCAGAAAUGACACGAAACCAGGGGGUGACUGUGUCAGCUCUGUCGUGGCAAUCACGUUCUUUGUCAGUUACAUCAUCAUCUCCUUCCUAAUUGUUGUCAAUAUGUACAUCGCGGUGAUUUUAGAAAACUUCAACACAGCCACUGAAGAGAGCGAGGAUCCCUUAAGCGAGGACGACUUUGACAUCUUCUAUGAAACUUGGGAAAAAUUUGAUCCUGAAGCAACACAAUUCAUCCAAUACUCGGCACUCUCAGACUUUGCCGACGCCUUGCCAGAUCCCUUACGUGUGGCCAAGCCGAACAGAAAUCAACUGCUAUUGAUGGAUCUGCCCAUGGUCAGUGGCAAUCGACUUCACUGCAUGGACAUACUGUUUGCUUUUACCACAAGAGUGCUGGGAGACUCAGAGGGCAUAGAUUGCCUUAAAAGUCAGAUGGAAGAGAAAUUCAUGGAGGCCAAUCCUAACAAGAAGUUAUACGAACCAAUUGUGACCACCACCAAGCGCAUGGAAGAAGAGCGAUGUGCCGCUAUUAUCCAGAAGGCCUAUCGAUUGCACUUGCUAAAGAGCAAUGCCAAGAAAAUGACUUCCUUACCACAUCCAAUGGUUUGCAAUGGAGUCAUUGGUAACUUAGAAGUACCUGAUGGCAAAGUACACUUUGACUGACAUUGAUUGAGAGCAAUCGACAGACUGAUCAGAAGCUAUAACCUUGCAACUUUGCCUUUGUACUAUGAGGGAAGCAUAGGGUAGAAUAAGUGGCUUGACGAAUAUCUAAAUGGAAGCUGAGUUUUUUUUUUUUAUUAUCAGACAUAAAUAAUUUUUUUUUAAUAUGCAGGGAAGACUUUAAAAUAUGACUUAAGCAACCUUACAUUACAAUGAUAUGCAUCAACAUUUCCAUUCCUUUAAAAAUCAGGUACCAUUUUAGUGCAUAAAAGGAAGUUUAUAAAGGGCUGGAGAAAGGCCAUUGUCUGGAUUAUAUUUAAAUGCCUUUUCUCCAUUCACAGAUGUGGUAUAGCACCCUGAUCUAGCACCUUUCUUAGAAUAAUCACAUAUAAUGAUCUUGCAUGCUAGCCAGGAAA